AUGCAGACUGCUUUUACAAACGUUUGAGAAAGAGUGUGCAAAUAGUCCAUUCAUGAAAUUUCCUUGCUACUAAAUAUUCCAUGGUCAACUGUUAGUGGUAUUAUAACAAAGUGGAAGCAACUGGGAACAACAGCAACUCCGCCAUGAAGUGGUAGGCCGCAUAAAAUGACAGAGCGGGGUCAGCGCAUGCUGAAGCGCACAGUGCACAGAAAUCGCCAACUGUCUGCAGGGUCAAUAGCUAAAUACCUCCAAACUUUAUGUGGUCUUCAGAUUAGCAAAACAACAGUGCGUAGAGAGCUUCAUGGAAUGGGUUUCCAUGGCCAAGCAGCUGCAUCCAAG
This is a messenger RNA of Staurois parvus, 339 nucleotides long. Lineage: Eukaryota; Metazoa; Chordata; Amphibia; Anura; Ranidae. The record is from the annotation of a GenBank genome assembly.